This is a messenger RNA of Dovyalis caffra, 1068 nucleotides long. The record is from the annotation of a GenBank genome assembly. Lineage: Eukaryota; Viridiplantae; Streptophyta; Magnoliopsida; Malpighiales; Salicaceae.
AUGGAGGGAUUAAUGCAGGUGCCUUAUGAAGCAACGGUGAAGAUGAUGUUAGCAUCACUGGAAAGAAAUUUGCUACCAGAUGCUGUUGUAAGAAGGCUGACUCGCAUGCUCUUGGCAGGCCGUCUUCGUUCUUGCUUCAAGCCAUCCUCUGAACUCCAGCUAGCUGACCUCCUCCACUUCGCGCAUUCUCUAAAGGAGAUGCCUGUGGCUAUCGAGACUGAUACGCCAAAAGCUCAGCAUUAUGAACUACCAACCUCUUUCUUUAAGCUGGUCCUCGGCAAAAAUCUAAAAUACAGCUGUUGUUACUUUUCUGAUGAAUCAAGCUCCUUGGAAGACGCUGAGAAAGCAAUGUUGGAGUUGUACUGCGAGAGGUCACAGUUAAAAGAUGGACACACUGUCCUCGAUGUUGGAUGUGGAUGGGGUUCACUCUCUUUAUACAUUGCCCAAAAGUACAGUAACUGUAAAAUUACUGGCAUUUGCAAUUCAACAACACAGAAAGCACACAUUGAUGAGCAGUGCCGAGAUCUUCAGCUGCAGAAUGUGGAGAUCAUUGUUGCGGACAUAAGCACAUUUGAAAUGGAGGCAUCCUAUGACCGUAUAUACUCCAUUGGAAUGUUUGAGCAUAUGAAGAAUUAUGGGGAUCUUCUUAACAAGAUAUCCAAAUGGAUGAAACAAGAUGGCCUUCUUUUUGUUGAUUAUUUCUGCCACAGGGCAUUUGCUUACCACUUUGAGGAUGUAAAUGAAGAUGACUGGAUGACUAGGCAUUUCUUCACCGGAGGUUCAAUGCCAUCGGCAAAUCUGUUACUUUAUUUCCAGGAUGAUGUUUCCAUUGUUAAUCAUUGGCUUGUGAAUGGGGAACAUUAUUCACAUACAAGUGAGGAGUGGCUCAAAAGAAUGGACCGGAACUUGGCUUCCAUUAAGCCAAUAAUGGAGUCAACCUAUGGUAAAGAUCAAGCUGUUAAGUGGACUGUCUACUGGAGAACAUUCUUCAUUGCUGUUGCAGAACUCUUUGGAUACAACAACGGAGAAGAGUGGAUGGUUGCACUUUUUCUAUUUAAGAAAAAGUGA